This is a messenger RNA of Phialemonium atrogriseum, 1147 nucleotides long. RefSeq names its product L domain-like protein. Lineage: Eukaryota; Fungi; Ascomycota; Sordariomycetes; Cephalothecales; Cephalothecaceae. The record is from RefSeq and is a predicted model, not a curated record. The transcript has 5 exons. Gene Ontology annotation, molecular function: protein binding; U2 snRNA binding. Gene Ontology annotation, biological process: mRNA splicing, via spliceosome. Gene Ontology annotation, cellular component: U2 snRNP. The coding region runs from base 188 to 925 and encodes 245 amino acids.
GUACCUGGGCUCAUUUUUCUUUACAUCGCCCAAAUUUCUCAGCCUUGUGAAACCCACGCGACAACACGCGCACAAGGCUUCGCACACAGAGUCGCAUAAACCGGUAUAUUUCACGACUCAGGAUACACGGCGAUCUAUACACCAUAUCCAAUUGCUCCAGCAUUUUAAAAGGUAUCGCGUUGCUAAGAUGAGGCUCACCGCGGAGCUCAUCAACAACUCCCUCUCCUACCUCAACCCGCUGAAGGAGCGGGAACUGGAUCUCCGAGGUCACAGAAUUCCAACUAUCGAGAACCUGGGUGUUGCAGGCCCCCACGAUGCGAUCGAUUUCACCGACAAUGACAUCCAGGUGCUGGGGAACUUCCCCUUGUCACCGAGGAUCCGGACACUGCUCCUAGCGCGCAAUCGCAUUAGCACCAUCCAGCCGACCCUCCCCAAUUCGAUCCCGAACCUCAAGAACCUGGUCCUUGCGACAAAUAACCUCACAGAGCUGUCGGACCUUGAAGUCCUUGGGAAGUUUGCAGGUCUGACCCACCUGGUAUUGCUGGAUAAUCCGGUUACAAAGAAAGAGCACUACCGAUAUUGGGUUCUCUGGCUAUGCCCCAGAGUACGAUUCCUAGAUUACGAGAAGGUCAAGGAUGCAGAGAGGGAGAGGGCAAGGGAGCUGUUUGGGACAGCAGAAGAACCGACUGAGCUGGCUUCGACGCUCAAGGGCAUCAAGUCCAAGACAUUCGACGUCACUGCUAAUGGCACGGCCGACGCCAGCUCCAGGCUCUCGCGACUCAAGCUGACGGACGGCGAGCGGAAGAAGUUGCAGGAGUUGAUCAAGAAGGCCAGCAGCUUGGAGGAAAUCAUUCGGCUGGAAAAGGCGCUGCAGGAGGGGAGACUGCCUCCCGGAAUCAUGGUGGACGAUGCUAUGGAGGAGUGAAGCGGUUGGUACCCCACCACGCGGUGCUGGGUCGGCACCGGAAGUCGAGGGUUUGUUCUCGGGUGUUUGGGAUACGGAGUGGUACCUAAAAAUAGGGUGUCUUUUUCUCCCUUGUGCCAGCCAUCUGGGGCUCAUGAUGUACAAAGUAACGAGUGUCGUGUUAUAUACGACCAUUUCAACCAUCGAUCGGGGCAUUAUAAAUAAAUGCCUUGGGAUUACAAA